AUGGACGCAAGACAACAAGAAUACCCGCAGUCAGGUUUGAGCUCGCCCUAUCCCACCUUUCCUGAACCAGCUUCUGAGGGUGUCUCUGUAGAUCAAGCAUCUGCUGCGCAAUACCCCUCUCAAGGACAAGACCCUCGAGCUUCGAACCUCACGCCCACCUCCGACUACAGCUUGAAUCCUUCGUCGGCUCGAUCAGGCUCAUUCCCGGACUACAUUCAACGUUCAUACCAACCAGGCGCUCAAGGUCAAGCACCCGGCGGUAUGGCGCAACAACAGAGUCCGUCAAUGCCUCUCUCAGAUGGUCAAGCAAAUGACCAUCAUCAACAACAGCAACACAAGUCUGACUCGGAUGUUCCUAUAGAUCCAUCAAUCGCCGCCGCGACGAGCCCAACCUACUCGCACCAGCAGCAAUACUCGCCCUACACACCUCACCACGACAUGCAGCAUUACCCUGGGCAUCCUCAGACCCCGAUCUACCCGUCGCGACCUGAAUGGGCAGGUCAGUACCCUCAACCGGGAAUGCACUACGGUCAUCCUGCAUCCUCUGGUCCUCCUGCGCCUGCCAUGGUCUCUCCCGUACAGCGACCACCAACAGGCGGACAUCCGCUUUUCCACUGUCUACUCUUUUCGUUCCUAUUCCAGGUGCGCAACAGCACAAGAGGCCACGCCGGGCGAUACGAAGAAAUCGAGCGCAUGUACAAGUUGCGGCUGGAAUGGAUUGUGAGAAGGCCUUAUGGCACUCUUAACCAUCUAAACGCACACGCUGAUGAUGAGCGCCACCGCGCCGAUGCACAGCAGCGUCAUGAGGGCCCACCUGGCGAGGCACCCGUCUACGGCCAGAUGCGACAAGCAGUUGGUGUGCCCGGACAAGGCCCUCAGCACGCACAACUGCCUCCCAUCGGGUACCAGCCUGCAGCCUCUGGCAACAAUGCCCCUCCCCAGUACGGCACUCAAAGUCCAGGUCUACCUUCUGAGGGCAUGGCUCAGUAUGCUACCCCCAACAGCCACGCAUACAACAGUCCCAAUAGUAACAGCAGCAGUUACCCUCAGUCGCCAUAUGGCCAAAACCCUCAGAUGUACCAACAGGGUCACUAAUUGUACCCUCGAACGACACAGCCAUGCCCUAAGCGGCUAAAAGCCCCCAGUAUCAAGAGCAGCAGGUGUCAAGAGCACCUGCAACCCCUUCUCUACCUCUGAACUCCCCGAAAGCUCACGAGCUUUGACGACUUUCCUUCUUGGGGCCACUUGCAUUCUUACCGUGGAAGCAUGUGAUGGUUUUCAGCAUCUCUCUUUACGGAUGGGUCAUGCAUUUUCAUCGGUGGCGGCUGUAUGUUUUCAGUUGAUGGUGUUACGGUUUUAAGGCCGAUGACCUAUGACUGUGAGAAGGAGGCGGUCUCCGCUCGAGGAUUUCCAAAAUGUCACGGUGCGCAUAGACUUGGCUUUCAUGUCAGCAUGUCAUCCCAGCUGUCUCCGUUUCCCCUCUGUUUAUUGUGUUCAGACAGUUUAUGCAAAGUCGGAUUUUUACUCUUUUUUCUUGGCCUAGAAGUACAAUAUGCAACACCGGCGCUCAGAGAAACAAUUACAUGCUUAUCAUCCCC
Parastagonospora nodorum SN15 is the source of this 1598-nucleotide messenger RNA. RefSeq lists its product as hypothetical. NCBI's taxonomy places the organism in Eukaryota, Fungi, Ascomycota, Dothideomycetes, Pleosporales, Phaeosphaeriaceae. The coding region runs from base 1 to 1095 and encodes 364 amino acids. The transcript has 3 exons. The record is from RefSeq and is a predicted model, not a curated record. Gene Ontology annotation, biological process: regulation of DNA-templated transcription.